Messenger RNA from Lymnaea stagnalis (great pond snail), 1521 nucleotides. NCBI's taxonomy places the organism in Eukaryota, Metazoa, Mollusca, Gastropoda, Lymnaeidae. The record is from the annotation of a GenBank genome assembly.
CCACCCUUUACUCUGUCAGCAUUCCCUUCUUCAGAGCCAUCCUUUACUCUGUCAGCAUUCCCUUCUUCAGAAACCCACGAAAAGUCCUAUAUCGCAUUAACAAACCAAUCUUCAGAAACAUCCUAUGACCUUAAGACAUCAUAUGAUAUAUCAACAUCACCUCCUACAGAAACACCUUACACAGUUUUUGAUUCACCUUCAAGACAGACACUAUUUUCUGUAUCAACACCGUCUUUAGAAACAUCCGAUACUGCAUCAGCAUUAACUUCUUGGGAAACAUCAUACUUUGUACAAAAAUCACCUUCUUCAGAACUAAACUAUAAUCUCUCAACAUUAACUUCCCCAGAAACACCCUACACUGUAUCAACAUUACCCUUUUCGGAAACACUUUACACUGCUUUGGCAUCACUGUCUUUAGUGGCACCAUAUUCUUUAUCAACAUCGGAUUUUUCAGGAACAUUCGAUUUUGUAUCAACAUCACCUUCCUCAGAAACAUUUUAUACUGCAUCAACAUCAUCUUCUUUGCAAACACCAUACACUGUACUGAAAUUACCUUCUUCGGAACCAUCCUUUACUUUAUCAGCAUUCUCUUCUUCAGAAACCCACAACGCUAUAUCCGUAUUGCCGUCUGUUGGCACAUCCCUAAUUUCAGACGCAACGUCAUUCUCAGAAAUUUCAUCUCUAUCUCUGGCAACUAUUAUUUUGAAUUCAGAAUAUAUUUCACCGAUUUCUCCUGUGGAGUCCUCGUCUUUUUCUCUAGCGACAUCAGCUUCACAUAAUAUAAUUGCUCUUACAGAAUCGUCUUUUUCAGAUAUUUCAUCUUUAGCCCCUGCUACGUUUGCUGCGAAUUCAGGCUCAAUUUCACCGACAUCUCCGUCGGAGGCGCCAUCUGCUUCUUUAGGGACCUCAGAUAAAAUAUCUGUUUUGGUUGCAUCGUCACUUUCGGAUAAUCCUGUAUUUGCCGAACCAACAUCUGACUUGGGCACCCAAUUAAUUUCAACAGCGUCUCCAUCAAAUAGAGUGCCAGAUGCAACAUCUAGUUUAGGGACUUUAGUAAUCUCCCCCCUGACACCAUCAGAAUUAUCUCCCAUUCCCUUCUUGUUUUCUUCCCAAGUUCCAUUUCUUUCUCAAAACCUAUUUAGCUCUAAUACACCACUCAUCUCAGAUUCUUCCACUAACCCAUUAACUAUCCCACAUUCUUCCACUUAUCCACUUCUUAUUUCAGAUUCUUCCUCUAAUUCUCUAAUAACUCCAGAUUCUUCCACUAAUCUACUGCUGAUCUCACAUUCUUCCACUAAUCCACUUCUUAUUUCAGAUUCUUCCUCUAAUCCCCUAAUAGCUCCAUAUUCUUCCACUAUUUAUAUCACAACAUCAUAUGCAGGGGAAUCAUCUUUUCCUAUCGAACCACCCACUUCGGAUGCUUUUCUUAGAUCCCUUGAACUAUCCACUUCAGAUGCUCUUCUUAGAUCCCUUGAACUAUCCACUUCAGAUGCUCUUCUUAGAUCCCUUGAACUAUCCACU